CUGCCUCCGCGGUGGCAGCUGCGGGAGCCCGGCUCGGGAGCCGCAGGAGCCGCCGCAGCUGCUGAGCGCCCAGCCCGCCGCGCCCUGAGACCCGGCCCCCGCGGUGGGAACGGCGUCGAGAGCUGGAAACUUUCCUAGCAGGGGCCGACUGCCGGGCACAAACGUACAGGAAAAAGACAGGAGAGAGAACUGUGACCUAAGGACCACCGAACCGCGUUUCCUCCGUGAAUGAGAAGUUACCAGAAGUAGGUCUGUUUGUUUUCUCAAGGUGUGAGUUUUUCCCAGCCGGUGCUCAGAAGGACAAAGGAAACAUUCCGACAAUUGGUCGAGGGUAGUGGCUGGCACUCCUGGCUACCAAUGAGAAGCCUCCGUAGGACAAGCUGACGAAGCGCACUAAUGUUAAACCUGCAACUAAAGAUUCUCCUAGAACUCUUGAAAACAGACAGAGAGUGUUGACCAUGUUGAAGGCUGUGCUGAAGAAGAGCCGAGAGGGAGGGAAGGGGAGCAAGAAGGAAGCAGGUGGUGACUUUGGUUCCGAGACGCCUGCCUUGUCCUCUGGUCACAGCGGUGACUCUCCUGUGAGUGGUCUUCCUACAGCAGAAGACACCUAUCGUGUGAGCUUGGCCAAAGGGGUUUCGAUGUCUCUUCCUUCUUCACCCUUGCUGCCUCGACAGUCUCACUUGACACAGUCAAGGUCGAACAAAAAAUCCCCAGGUCCCGUCAGGAAGCCCAAGUAUGUGGAGAGCCCCAGGGUGCCUGGAGAUACAGUUAUGGUCCCGUUUAGAGAAGGGUCCAAGCCCUCAGAGCCCAGUGAGAACGAAGCAAAGGCCAAUAAUGAACCGAGCUGUUCGCCAGCGGCUCAAGAACUGUUGACAAGGCUGGGAUUUUUACUGGGAGAAGGGAUCCCAAGUGCCACACACAUAACUAUUGAAGACAAAAAUGAAACCAUGUGCACAGCCCUGAGCCAAGGCAUCAGCCCUUGCUCCACGCUGACAAGCAGCACCGCCUCCCCCAGCACCGAGAGCCCCUGCUCAACCCUGAAUAGCUGUGUCAGCAAGACGGCCGCCGACAAAAGUCCCUGCGAGACCAUUAGCAGCCCCAGCUCCACCCUGGAAAGCAAGGACAGUGGAAUUAUAGCCACAAUCACAAGUUCGUCGGAAAAUGAUGACCGGAGCGGCUCCAGUUUGGAAUGGAGUAGGGAUGGGAGCCUAAGGUUGGGGGUUCAGAAGGGACUGCUUCAUGACCGGAGGGCGGAUAACUGCUCCCCAGUGGCAGAAGAGGAGACCACUGGGUCAGCGGAGAACGAGCAGCCCAAGGCGGAACCCUCAGCUGGAGAUGGUCCGGUCCCUUAUUCUCAGAGCUCCAGCUCGCUAAUAAUGCCACGGCCCAACUCAGUUGCAGCGACAAGUUCUACCAAAUUGGAAGACCUGAGUUAUUUAGAUGGGCAGAGAAAUGCUCCUCUCCGGACGUCAAUCAGGUUGCCCUGGCACAAUACGGCUGGAGGUAGGACACAGGAAGUUAAAGCCCGGUUUGCCCCCUACAAGCCACAGGACAUCUUGUUGAAGCCUCUGUUGUUUGAAGUGCCAAGCAUCACCACCGACUCUGUGUUCGUGGGAAGGGACUGGCUCUUUCACCGGAUAGAGGAAAGCUUGAGGAACACGGAACUGGCAGACAACAGAGGAGCGGUGGUCGUGGGCAACGUGGGAUUCGGGAAGACGGCCAUUAUCUCCAAGCUGGUGGCACUGAGCUGCCAUGGAAGCCGCAUGAGACAGAUUGCGUCCAGCAGCCCCAGUUCAUCACCCAAAACAUCAGAUCCCACCCAGGACCUCCCUGUCACUCCAUUACUUUCGCCAAGUUCUUCCACAAGUGCUCUCAGUGUGGCCAAACCACCUGCCGGGCCUGGGACUGCUGAAAGCCAGAGACCAAGAGAGGACGCAGUGAAAUCCCUCGCUUCUAAGGUGGUGGCCUAUCAUUAUUGCCAGGCUGACAACACGUACACGUGCCUGGUGCCCGAGUUUGUGCACAGCGUUGCAGCCCUGCUGUGCCGGUCCCACCAGCUGGCCGCCUACAGAGACCUUCUGAUCAAGGAGCCCCAGCUGCAGAGCAUGCUGAGCCUCCGCUCGUGUGUGCAGGACCCCGUGGCUGCCUUCAAGAGGGGCGUGCUGGAGCCACUUACCAGCCUAAGAAACGAGCAGAAAAUUCCAGAAGAGGAGUACAUCAUUUUGAUCGAUGGCUUGAAUGAAGCGGAGUUUCAUAAGCCUGAUUACGGAGAUACGCUGUCUUCAUUUAUUACGAAAAUUAUUCCUAAAUUCCCCACCUGGCUGAAGUUGAUCGUGACUGUGAGAGCAAAUUUUCAGGAAAUCAUCAGCGCACUGCCCUUUGUCAGGCUUUCCUUAGAUGACUUUCCGGACAACAAAGACAUUCACAGCGACCUGCACGCCUAUGUCCAGCACAGGGUCCAGAGCAGCCAGGACAUCCUCAGCAACAUCUCCCUGAAUGGCAAGGCCGACGCCGCCCUCAUCGGCAAAGUCAGCAGCCACCUGGUGCUGCGCAGCCUCGGUUCCUACUUGUACCUCAAGCUCACGCUGGACCUCUUCCAGCGGGGACACCUGGUCAUCAAGAGCGCCAGCUACAAGGUGGUGCCCGUGUCUCUCUCCGAGCUCUACCUGCUUCAGUGCAACAUGAAGUUCAUGACCCAGUCCGCCUUCGACAGGGCCCUCCCCAUUUUGAACGUGGCCCUGGCGUCCCUCCACCCCAUGACGGAUGAGCAGAUAUUCCAGGCGAUCAAUGCCGGCCACAUCCAAGGCGAGCAGGGCUGGGAGGACUUCCAGCAGAGGAUGGAGGCCCUCUCCUGCUUCCUCAUUAAGAGGAGAGACAAAACACGGAUGUUCUGCCACCCGUCCUUCCGGGAGUGGCUGGUGUGGAGAGCGGAUGGCGAGAGCACAGCCUUCCUGUGUGAGCCCAGGAAUGGACACGCUCUGCUGGCGUUCAUGUUCUCUCGACAGGAAAGCAAGCUGAACCGCCAGCAGACCAUGGAGCUUGGCCACCACAUCCUGAAGGCACACAUUUUCAAGGGCCUCAGUAAGAAGACUGGCGUCUCGUCAAGCCAUCUGCAGGCUCUGUGGAUCGGCUACAGCACGGAGGGGCUGUCUGCUGCCCUGGCCUCUCUCAGGAAUCUCUAUACUCCCAAUGUGAAGGUGAGCCGGCUCCUGAUUUUGGGAGGGGCCAACGUGAACUACAGGACGGAAGUGUUAAAUAACGCCCCCAUCCUGUGCGUCCAGUCUCACCUUGGCCACGAGGAAGUUGUCACUCUGCUUCUGGAAUUUGGCGCCUCCCUGGAUGGGGUGUCGGAGAAUGGAAUGAACGCACUCUGCUACGCAGCUGCUGCAGGCCACAUGAAGCUGGUGUGUCUGCUGACCAAGAAAGGGUCAAGGGUAGACCACUUGGAUAAGAAGGGUCAGUGUGCACUCGUCCACAGCGCGCUGCGGGGCCACAGUGACAUUCUCCAGUACCUGCUGAACUGUGAGUGGUCAUCAGGUCCUCCCCAGCCUGGCACGCUGAGGAAGAGCCAAGCCCUGCAGCAGGCACUGACAGCAGCCGCCAGCAUGGGCCACAGCUCGGUAGUCCAGUGCUUGCUGGGAAUGGCAGAGGAACACGGAAUCGAAGUCAAUGGCACCGACACCUUGUGGGGAGAAACAGCCCUGACUGCUGCUGCCGGGAGAGGAAAGCUGGAGGUCUGCGAGCUGCUGCUGGAGCAUGGAGCUGCUGUGUCUCGGGCCAACAGGAGAGGGGUCCCCCCUCUGUUUUGUGCAGCCCGCCAAGGGCAUUGGCAGAUUGUCAGAUUGCUUUUGGAACAUGGCUGCGAUGUGAACCUGAGUGACAAGCAGGGCCGGACACCUCUCAUGGUGGCUGCCUGUGAAGGACACCUGAGCACUGUGGAGUUCCUCCUCUCAAAAGGCGCUGCUCUUUCUUCCCUGGACAAAGAGGGCCUGUCAGCAUUGAGUUGGGCAUGUCUGAAGGGUCACAGGGCCGUGGUCCAGUACCUGGUUGAAGAAGGAGCAGAGAUAGAUCAGACGGACAAAAAUGGCCGUACUCCCUUGGACCUGGCCGCCUUCUAUGGUGACGCAGAGACGGUGCUGUAUCUGGUGGAGAAGGGAGCCGUGAUCGAGCACGUGGACCACAGUGGGAUGCGCCCCCUGGACAGAGCCAUUGGAUGUCGAAACACUGCGGUGGUGGUUACACUGCUUAGAAAGGGAGCCAAACUAGGAAAUGCCGCUUGGGCGAUGGCCACAUCCAAACCUGAUAUUUUGAUUAUACUUUUACAGAAAUUGAUGGAGGAAGGAAAUGUGAUGUACAAGAAAGGGAAGAUGAAGGAGGCGGCCCAGAGGUACCAGUAUGCCUUAAGGAAGUUCCCUCGGGAAGGAUUCGGAGAAGACAUGAGGCCGUUCAAUGAACUGAGAGUCUCCCUGUAUCUCAAUCUGUCUCGAUGCCGGAGGAAAACAAACGACUUUGGCUUGGCAGAGGAAUUUGCUUCGAAGGCUCUGGAAUUGAAACCCAAGUCCUAUGAAGCCUUUUAUGCCCGGGCAAGAGCCAAAAGGAACAGCAGGCAGUUCCUGGCAGCUCUGGCAGACCUGCAGGAGGCCGUGAAACUCUGUCCCACCAACCAAGAAAUCAAGAGGCUUCUGGCCCGCGUGGAGGAAGAGUGUAAACAGCUCCAGAGGAGCCAGCAGCAAAAACAGCAGGGUCCCCUGCCAGCUCCGUCCAAUGACUCGGACAAUGAAGAGGAUGCGCCAGCCUCCAGUGUAAAGGACCACUUCCCCAUCGAGGAGGCAGAAGAGGAAGAAACGUCUUCACAGGAAGAACCCAUGUCCCCAACUCCCAGAUCCCAGCCACCGCUGCCGCCAUCUGCCCCUUCCCCGUAUAUCCGCAACCUUCAAGAGGGCUUACAGUCCAAAGGCAGGCCAGUGUCACCACAGAGCAGGACAGGAAUCAGCAAGUCCCUGAGAGAGACUGUAGCUCAGCCAGGCUUGGUUAUGCAGCCGACCAAACAGGCACAGAUAGUGAAGACCAGCCAACAUCUGGGUUCUGGGCAAUCGAGCAUGAGAAACAGCAGCGCAAAAAUACAAGUCUCUUCCCAGAACCCUCCCCCAAGUCCGAUGCCUGGUAGAAUAUCCGUGGCCCCUGCGGGGAGCAGAAACCAGCAUUUAGAGGGAACGGGUCCCUUCACUGCAGGAACUGGUUGUGGCCACUUUGCGGAUCGGCUGGGCCCCAGCCAGAACCUCCAGCUGCAGCGCAGUGAGAGCGGAACUGCGUACCCUCUACCAAGCAAAAUCAAAGCCGCCGAGCGCCUCUUGGCUCAUGCCUCCAUGACUGUGGAUGUAGCUCCUCCUCCGAGCCAGGGUGGACCGGCGGCGGCGGUGGCGAGCUGCGGUGGCGGCGAUGUGCGACACCCCGCUUCCCUCGCCAGCUCGGGCUCUUCUGGCUCGCCGUCUAGCAGCAUCAAGAUGUCAAGUUCCACCAGUAGUUUGACUUCAAGCAGUAGUUUUUCAGAUGGAUUCAAGGCCCAAGGCCCAGACUCUCGAAUCAAAGACAAGGGCACCAGCCAGGUGCCGGGCGGCACCACUGAACACAGGCCCCGCCAUACUCCCUUCAUGGGCAUCAUGGACAAGACCGCCAGGUUUCAGCAGCAGAGCAAUCCUCCGGGUCGCUCCUGGCACUGCCAGGUGCCAGAGGGGCUUCUGACAAACACAGCCACUGCAGCUGGCCUGCAGCCCAACCCCGACAAGCCCACUCUCAAGCCAGGAGGCUACUGUAGCCAAGCCAAACCUUGCUCAGUUUCCCCGCUGGGCACGGGUGUCCCCAACGGGGCACAGGCGAAGGAGCCGGAGGAGAGUAAGUGCCAAAUCCCAGCCCUCUGUCAAGACAGCCGGAAAACUAAGGGUGUGCCUCACCUGUACCAGGAAAGCAUCUCGAAGCAGCCGCCUCACGUCGGCACGGAAGCUCACAGGAGCCACCUCACCUCAGCGAAACCAAAGCGAUCGUUCAUAGAGUCAAAUGUGUGAGCCUUACGCUGUCCGCAUGUGGUAGUAUCGAGUGCCGUCUCUUGGCUUGGGUAGCGAAUAAUGUCUUUUUUUUUUUUUUUCUUUUCAUAAUAAGAAUUACAUUUUAGCCAUAUUCUCCACCUCUGGGGUGGAUCUGAUGCCAUUGACAUAUUAAAAAUGUAGCGUAAAACUAUAGUGCAUAGCUAGAAAUCGCCCACCAACAGGAAUGCUAAGCAGAAUUAAAAACUACCCUCGGCUUCUACCUGUCAAUUUAAAGGCUGCCAAGAAGAUAUCACCUGAUGCUGUUCUCUUAGGAGAGGUUUGGUUUGCUGUGCACAAAAGCACAUUUACUUAGAGAAGAAAGAAACACCCACUGGUAAAAGAUUUUAAUUCCCGACAUAAUACCUGGAAGUGUAUUCUGGGAAAGAUGGGGGAAUGUUCGAGAAGUUACAGAUCCCUUUAGUCACACCCCAGUUCUUACAUAUGUAUAAACGUUGCAACCUGAGUGCUUUCUGGCCAGCUAUAAUAAUAAAUGUGACUGUAAACAGCAGGUUUUUUCCUGUUACUGAAAUACGAGCACACCCAAGUAUCAUUCCCAUCAUGGCAGUUACUCAAAGGGGAUCACACAUUUACUUCCAUGUUAAUGGUCUUUUUUGCAGAGUAUUUUUAUAGCCCUUUUUUUUUUUUUUUUUUUUUUUGGUUUUUCGAGACAGGGUUUCUCUGUGUAGCUUUGCGCCUUUCCUGGAGCUCACUUGGUAGCCCAGGCUGGCCUCGAACUCACAGAGAUCCGCCUGCCUCUGCCUCCCGAGUGCUGGGAUUAAAGGCGUGCGCCACCAACGCCCGGCCCUUUUUUUUUUUAAUAUAUUCAUGCUUCAUGGCGUUGCUGAUAGAAGGGAAAGGCUAUCUAGACUUCUGGUUGGUAACCGGGUCAGAUACUUUUGUGCAAAAGUACCAAGACAAGCACUCUUGGUGAUGCCGACAGCUUAGCUCUAACUGGUUCCAAAGGCGCUCUGGACAGCGGUGGCGCAAGUCCCGGAAACAAGCCUCCGAUGUCCUCUAGGGACAGUUUACACAGGACCCUGGAGGUCUGGGGGGGUUGGUUGUUUUCAUCAUGCCGUCAUUAUCUCGCAGUCACAUGUUGUAUAUAGAAACAGCUAGCCCGGUUUUAUUCAGGCUUGUACAUAUAACUCAGAAGAAGUUACUCUGAAGACAAACCACAGAACCCUGCCAUCCAUCUGCAUGUUCUCUGUAAGCUCCAUCCGUGCUGGUCACUGCACUGAACAAUGCGCUCUCGUGGCAUGUUAACAGGAUACUCCUAACGGCACUUUAUCUCGUUGUCUGAACACCUCUGAGGUGCUAUUCAUCUGUAAAGAUAAGGUACACGGAUGAACCUUGGCUUAUGGUAUUUUUAUAUAAAAAUGGUGUUAUUGGAGGAUGUUCAAAUGCUGGUGUGAGAGAGAUUGGGGGGGAGUAUUUUAUAUGUUGAGAUGUGAAAUGUAUUUUCCAGACCUGGGGAGAAGGAAGUUCUAUAUUUGCAGAAUGUUUUAAAAAGGAGUAGCCAUGAUGUUCAUGUGAACAUCACUAAGGUUUUGUACGAAUAGGAACCUUGCAGUGUCCUUCGGCAUAUGUUCCUGUGUGUGUAGCGUGCUUUGUACAAAAGCUAGGCCAUUUGUAUGAGCUUUCUCUGAGCUCUGCUCUAAUUCCUAUGGCUAUUUAUUGUUUUCUUUAAUAUUUGUGAAAGUCUCUCUCUUUGGUUAUGUAGUUUUGUUUCUGCACAUCUACUGUACUUCUCCAUAUGGAAUAAAAACCAUUACUACAA
Molecule: messenger RNA, 7860 nt
Organism: Peromyscus maniculatus bairdii (prairie deer mouse)
Lineage: Eukaryota; Metazoa; Chordata; Mammalia; Rodentia; Cricetidae
Source: RefSeq, a predicted model, not a curated record